UCGCAGACGGCGGCGCGCGGAGCGGGAGGAGGGCGCGACCGGCGGGCGGGGCGCAGUGCGCGGCCUCGGGCUCCCUCCGAGGGCCCUCGGCGGCCGAGCUGCUGAGGCCGGGACCAUGGCGCUGCGCGCCCGGGCGCUGUACGAUUUCAGGUCGGAGAACCCGGGCGAGAUCUCGCUGCGGGAGCACGAGGUGCUGAGCCUGUGCAGCGAGCAGGACAUCGAGGGCUGGCUCGAGGGCAUCAACAGCCGAGGCGACCGUGGGCUGUUCCCGGCCUCGUACGUGCAGGUGAUCCGCGCGCCGGAGCCCGUCCCCGUGCCAGACGGCGGCCCCGGCGCCCCGGCCCGCUACGCCAACGUGCCGCCCGGCGGCCUCGAGCCCCUGCCGGCCGCGCCGCUGGGCGCCUUCCAGCCGCCGGGCUCCUUCCAGCCGCCGGGCUCCUUCCAGCCGCCGAGCACCUUCCAGCCACCACCGGGCGCCGGCCUCCCGUACGCCGGGGGCGCCCUGCAGCCGUCACCCCAGCAGCUCUACGGCGGCGGCUACCAGGCCAGCCAGGGCAGCGACGACGACUGGGACGAUGAGUGGGACGACAGCUCCACGGUGGCGGAUGAGCCUGGCGCGCUGGGCAGCGGCGCCUACCCAGACCUGGACGGCUCGUCGUCGGCGGGGGGCGCCGGCCGCUACCGCCUGUCCACGCGCUCGGACCUGUCGCUGGGCUCCCGCGGCGGCGGCCCAGCGCCCUCACAGCACCAGCCGUCGGGGGCCAAGAGCUCAGCCACCGUGAGCCGCAACCUGAACCGCUUCUCCACCUUCGUCAAGUCGGGCGGGGAAGCCUUCGUGCUGGGCGAGGCUUCGGGCUUCGUCAAGGACGGGGACAAGCUGUGUGUGGUGCUGGGGCCCUACGGUCCCGAGUGGCAGGAGAACCCCUACCCCUUCCAGUGCACCAUCGACGACCCCACCAAGCAGACCAAGUUCAAGGGCAUGAAGAGUUACAUCUCCUACAAGCUGGUGCCCACGCACACGCAGGUGCCAGUGCACCGGCGCUACAAGCACUUCGACUGGCUGUACGCGCGCUUGGCCGAGAAGUUCCCCGUCAUCUCAGUGCCGCACCUGCCCGAGAAGCAGGCCACCGGCCGCUUUGAGGAGGACUUCAUCUCCAAGCGCAGGAAGGGCCUUAUCUGGUGGAUGAACCACAUGACCAGCCACCCGGUGCUGGCGCAGUGUGAUGUCUUCCAGCACUUCCUGACCUGCCCCAGCGGCACCGACGAGAAGGCCUGGAAGCAAGGCAAGAGGAAGGCCGAGAGGGACGAGAUGGUGGGCGCCAACUUCUUCCUGACGCUGAGCACGCCGCCCGCCGCAGCGCUGGACCUGCAGGAGGUGGAAAGCCGCAUCGACGGCUUCAAGAGCUUCACCAAGAAGAUGGACGACAGCGCGCUGCAGCUCAACCACACGGCCACCGAGUUCGCACGCAAGCAGGUGACGGGCUUCAAGAAGGAGUACCAGAAGGUGGGCCAGUCUCUGCGCGGCCUCAGCCAGGCCUUCGAGCUGGACCAGCAGGCCUUCUCCGCCGGCCUGAACCAGGCCAUCGCCUUCACUGGAGACGCUUACGACGCCAUUGGCGAGCUCUUCGCGGAGCAGCCCAGGCAGGACCUGGACCCCGUCAUGGACCUGUUAGCGCUGUACCAGGGCCACCUGGCCAACUUCCCGGACAUCAUCCACGUGCAGAAAGGGGCGCUGACCAAGGUGAAGGAGAGCCGGCGGCACGUGGAGGAGGGCAAGAUGGAGGCGCAGAAGGCCGACGGCAUCCAGGACCGCUGCAACACCAUCUCCUUCGCCACCUUGGCCGAGAUCCACCACUUCCACCAGAUCCGAGUGAGGGACUUCAAGUCACAGAUGCAGCACUUCCUACAGCAACAGAUAAUAUUUUUCCAAAAAGUGACGCAGAAGCUGGAAGAGGCCCUUCACAAAUACGAUAGUGUUUAGUGGCUGGACAGUGGGCUGCGGACUUCCCAGUUCAAGGAUAAUUUCUGCAGCAGAAUAGAAGCCGCUGUCAGCGGGCCGUGGCCAGCGCCCGGUGGCGGCACAAGGCCGGUUUUGUGUUGACUGGAGCGGGGCUGAAUAUAUAAUUGCGUAGGGCAGAAGCAGUUAAUGCGGGUCUGUAGCAGAAACAGCACCACACAUUGUAACUAAGUUAUACUAUGUACGCCUACACUACCAUUGUAACUUUUGGAAUAAUGAUUAUACUAUUUGCCUUAUUGCUUUUUGAAGUAUGGGUAUUUUAGAGCCUACUCUGUAGACCUCGGAGCCCCCGGAGGGGCUCAGAGGAGCCGGCUGGGCCCCGGCCCGCUCUAUGCCUUUUUCCUCGCGUAGAUUGGGGUUCCCUAAAUUCAGCCUGUUCUCUGUUUACAAACUCCAACCAGAGCAGCUAUGCGACUUGUGCCUUUCGAUGUUUUUCAUUUCUCCACCCCUCCCCCCUUUACGUAACCACAGCUUUCCUGACGGGAAGAGUGAGAGGCCAGUGGGGCAGGCAGGAGGGCGCCGUCACUGGCGCACGGAGUUUGUCCCCUGAUCCCACAGUGAGUGCAGCAGAGGGGACUCUGGGCUCCCCCGGGGCUGUGAAGUCUAUUAGGGCAGCAGAGGGGGCCACUCUGCCUCUGAGAUGCUGCCGUGAUGAUCACUGUCCCCACUAGCGUCCUGGCAGGAGGUGGGCAGUCCCCACGGACACCCCCCCCCCCCCCCGCAGGGAAGGCAGGAUCGAGCCAGUGGGGACGCUGGAUCAGUGGGGACACACUCGGUUCCACUCGUAGGAGGGUUUUUCCCUUUUUUUCCUAUUUUUCCCUUGAAGAUUUUCUUUUCCUAUUCAGUGUGAUUUUUUUUUUAAAUGGAUCUACACUGUUAACCAAUUGAGACUCCACUGUGAUUCAUCGUUUACUUAAUCAGGCACUUUUCAGGGACGUCUGUAAGGUUCAGUGUUACACAGUGACGCUGGUGUCGAUCUGAGGAGGGACCAGGAACACUUGCUACUAUUCCAGAUGCUGAAGGAAAGAAGCGACUGCUUGUUUUCAAGGACUCGUGAGCCCCCGGGACAUUGAACGCUACAAAUCACCUAAAUAUAUUCUUUUAUUAUUACAAGGGAAAUAGAAAUGGCUGAUAAAUACCAAAAAGAUUCCAAAGCAGCUUCAUUUAAAAAGCACAAAGAGAUUCUGGCUCGAAGGGCCACAAUCUCGAUGUUCAUUGUCGUCGCUGUGCCAGGCGACUGGGUCCCUGCGGUCCCAGGUGUGGGAGCCGGCUCUGCAGGGCUCCGGCAGCUGCCGACUCUCCGGACCGAGACUUGCGCCGCCCCCCUCGCUGCCCCCGAGGCCUCUGGGCGUCCACGUGCCGACUGGGAAGUCAAGAGGUCGGUUCGAGAGGCUGGCGAGUCACAACCUUUGGAGAAGAGGGUGAUGGUUCGAACCGUCCAUCCACCGCGGCACAUUUAUUUACUCUCGAAAGUAACCUCAUGUGGGUUGAAUUUUUCAGAUCAGAGUGUUGUCAUUUUGAUGAAAAUUUUGUACCUUGGGAAGCUUGGAGCCAGAUUUAACAUCAUGUGGCUUUAAAGUCUCUACUACAGAUAAGUGUAACCAAACAUACUGUUCUCUAAAAAGUCACUUUCUCUUACUGAUUGCAAAAUACAGUUUGAUAAACAAAACCCCUAUGCGUAUAAAUGUUAAUUUUAUGGCAGAAGUUUGGAGAUUAUGAUUCUAGCAUUUAAUUUAAGUUUGGGUCUGUAUUGGACACGUAAGCUUUUUAAAUGAUUUGAAAAUUGGUUUUAUUUGCCUCUUUAUUUUCAUGGUGGUUUGAUUUUUUUUUUUUUCAAGUAAAAUCACUAAACGUGUGCUAUGGUA
Molecule: messenger RNA, 3882 nt
Organism: Artibeus jamaicensis (Jamaican fruit-eating bat)
Lineage: Eukaryota; Metazoa; Chordata; Mammalia; Chiroptera; Phyllostomidae
Gene: SNX18
Product: sorting nexin 18
Exons: 2
Coding region: 116-1981 (621 amino acids)
Biological process (GO): endosomal transport; plasma membrane tubulation; mitotic cell cycle
Cellular component (GO): cytoplasmic vesicle; plasma membrane
Molecular function (GO): protein binding; phosphatidylinositol binding
Source: RefSeq, a predicted model, not a curated record